AAAGGCAGAGCAGAGGAAUCAGACCCCGGUGAACUCGUGGCGAUGCGUCGUAGGCAUGUCGCGACCCCCGGCGCCGGAACGUCCACGACCAUGAGAGCGCCGGGUGCCGGGCCACCAGUCUCGUCCUCAUCGUACUGGCCACCUGGCACGACCUCGUCGGGUACGAUCCGUCGAUCGGCGAUCGCCGUUUAAAAUCAAGUUACAACUCGGCAAACGUGGAACGUCGUCGCCGCGUCGCUGGUACGCGCCGGAGCCGCCUCGACUCGUCGCAGCAUCGCUUCGGACAUCCGCGGUCGAGGGAAUAUAUAUAUUUAGAGAGGGUUGGAGGGGGGGGGGCGCGGUGGGGACGGAGAAUCUGGAGCACGAACAGGUGGUGCGGCAUCAGUCGAGCGCUGGGGAGGACAGAUAUGUCGGGGGAGAAGUAACAGAACCACGCCGUGACGUAGCUGAAAAGUCCCAAUAAAUUGGAGUUCCUAAGGCACUUAGGACGCGAUACACGGCGCAACAUAUCGCGACGGCUCGGCACUAUUUUCUAUGCCACCGUAUCCUGUACAAGGUAUCCUGGACAAUCAAUAUUUGCCAACAAUCUGCGAUCAUGCUCAGCCCGAAGAUGCAAAGAACUGUGAGGGUGAACGACUCGCAACUCGUUAUGAUGUCGGAGAAAGCGCAAUACGAUCACUCGUUGAAAGGAUAUUUGCACAAGCGGACCGCCGACUCGGCCAAGUGGCAAUUACGAUGGUUCAUUUUGUAUCAGAAUAUAUUAUUCUACUACGAGAACGAGAACUGUACGAGGCCAAGCGGCGUUAUAUUUUUGGAGGGUUGCUAUUGCGAUCGCCUAAUCACCGCCAAAGGCAAGGAACCGGAUAACCAGCUCUGUUUCGCUAUAUCAUAUAGGAAAGAGAAUCAACGGCAAUACGAACUGAAAGCGAACACGGAAUACGAUUGCAAAACGUGGAUCGAAGCUAUACGGGAUGGAAGUUUCAAUAAAAUGCUGUUGCAAAAGGAGGAGCUCGAGCAGAAACACUUGCACCUGUUGAAAAUAGUCGAGAGCGAGAAAACGGCCAAGUGGCAGUACAUUAAGCAAUGCGAGGACCUCACAUUGGAAAGAAAUAUGCUCCGGGCCGAAGUGGUCAGUCUGAAGAAGCAACAGGAAUCGGUGUCGACGUCGUAUUCGAGGAGACUAGGAGUCCAGAGAACCAUGUCUCAGGGCACUGGAAGUAUGUAUAUGAGUGGGUCACUGUUCAAUGACGAUAACAACUGCCCCGGUUCCCCGUUUGGCAUGCGAGACAUCACUGAGGCCGAGAUGCGUAAGAUAAAGAAGGUUCAAAGCUUCUUAAGAGGUUGGCUCUGUCGCAGACGGUGGCAGCAGAUCGUGGAACAAUACAUAAAAAGUCCUGACGCAGAGAACAUGCGUAGGAGGAACAGCUUAGUGUUUCAAAUAGUGGAGGCGGAGGAAGAGUACACGGAGCAAAUGGAGAUAUUGGUGAGCUGUUUCUUGAGACCUCUCAAGAUGGCUGCGAGUUCAAAGAAACCCCCAUGCAGCCACGAGGACGUGAACAGUAUCUUUCUGAACAGUGAAACCGUCUUGUUUCUUCAUCAGAUCUUCCUCAAGGGUCUCACAGCUCGUAUGGAGAGUUGGCCCACCAUAGUCAUCGGCGAUUUGUUCGACAUGUUACUACCGAUGUUGUCGAUUUAUCAAGAGUACGUCAGGAAUCAUCAUUAUAGUCUCCAGGUGUUGACCGAAUGCAAACAACAAUCACCUGCGUUCGUUGCAUUGCUCACUAGAUUAGAGAACAAGUCUGUUUGCGGAGGACGUUCCCUGGAGACCUUCCUAACGUACCCUAUGCAUCAGAUUCCAGGGUAUAUAAUCAAAUUGCACAAUUUAGUAUCUCUGACGCCUCUUGGUCACGUCGAACGUAAGAGUUUGCAAAACGCGGGGCAACACUUGGAAGCUCUAUCGAGGCAAAUGCGCGAUGAGGUCAGUGAAACUGAAAAUUUGCGGAAGAAUUUGGCUGUCGAACGAAUGAUCGUGGAAGGCUGCGAUAUUCUACUGGACGUUAAUCAAGUGUUCGUCAGACAGGGUACGCUCAUCCAAAUUUUAGAUAAGCCGAAAGGCGCACGAAGCAGAUUGAGCGCGACUUUCGGAGGAAAGAGCGGAAGCGAGAAAGAGGCACUCAGGAAGUGUUUCCUCUUCACCAAUCAUUUACUGUUGACAACGCGUCAGUCGGACGACGAUGGCCGUGUGAAUCUUGUUCCGCAUAUUGGCAAGAUACCGCUCGCCGAUGCGAAGCUAGUGGAAGAUCCCCACGAUCAGAGCACCGCGGAUGAUGACGAACUGUCAGUAUGUUCGAUGUCCAGCGGUAUCAGCGAGAGCAGUGGGAGUGGUAGCGGUAGUGUCAGCACCCAAUUGCAGAACCGCGACUUUAAGAUAAUAUUCGACUUGAAAUCCGGUGGACCGCAAGUCUCGAUACAUCUCGUCGCCCAUACUAUCGAGGAUAAAGCGGCUUGGAUCAGCGAUAUCAGCCAGUGCAUGGACAACGUUCACUUCAACGACCUGCUACGAGGCUCGUUGCCGGACACUAGUUCCGUCACGAUGCCUCAAUCCAUUAGAAGCGACCCGAGGUUGUUCAAAGACGACGUAGACAUCAGAUUUAGCGGGAAUUUGAAUUCCUGCAAGUUACCUCAGAUUCGUUCGGCCACGCCCGAGCGUCUGCUUCAAAGGCUGACGGACUUGAGAUUCCUCAGCAUAGAUUUCCUGAACACGUUCCUGUUAACGUAUCGCGUAUUCACCGAUGGAGUCAUAGUGUUAGAAGCUUUGAAGAGAGUAUUUUACGAGUCCGACCUAAGCGACGCUGAAAUGCCGACAGGAUCUUUCGUAUCUUUAGAUGCACUAGCAGGAAAUGCGACGGACUCGCAACUGCACGUGGAUGACAGAAGGAGUUAUAUCUCGCCACGAAGAAUCAGUGGUGCCAGCACAGUCUCUGGGUAUGGAUCUGAAAUAAGUGGCGAAGGGAAGAGUCAUUCCUCUGAGUGCGGCAGCGGGUACACGCUCAAUUCGAAAGGGUACUGGAAGGGUGGUGCUUAUAAAAGAGUGGACGAGGAGCAAUUAGGUCUGAUCACAGAGACUCCUCCGAUAAUCAAACAGAGCCCGACUAUAGUGUCGUCCACCGUGUCCAGUGAUUCUCAAUCUCCGACGACGCCACGGAAAACUGGUGUUCGCGUGAAGGAAGAGAAAGAGGAGAAGAAGGAAGAGAAGGAGGAGAAGAAGGAAGAGGACGACGGCUGUCAUUUGACCAUACCAAAAGUCAUUGGCGGUUCGUCGAGCUCCGAGACUCUCACAGAUAAUACUAUGGUCAGUGCACCCUCGUCUCCGAGUAAUCUAAGCUCUGUUACGUUGGUCGGAUCGACAGGAUCAGGAUCAGGUUCUGGAUCCGAUCGUAGCCCUCAGGACGGGGGUACUUAUUCACGGGGUGCUUCCACGGACACUGACACGCUAGUAACGACCGACCAUCCAAAGGGUGCAGCAAUCGGACAAUCAAGUUGUGAGGAUUCCGAGCCCGAGACGCCGAAAUUAGAAAAACAGGAAACAUUCACGGAGACUCCUCAGACACCGAAAGAAAAGAGAGCCGAGGCACAAUCUGAAGUAGCCAGAGAGGAGAAAGAGAAACAAGCCGAAUCUGAAAGUAGUUCUCCUGUACCGCCUCCGUCUCCUCAACAACUUCAACACUCGAGACCAGAGAUUCAACAUUAUUCUCAUCGUUACGAGCACAGAGCGUCGAUCGCAUCUGCGCCCGGAGCCACUUCCCAGUCUCCUCAGUUAGGUCAGCAGAAACACGAGACGUCGCAUCUUUACGAUCACAGAGGGUCGGUCGCUUCCGCGCCCACGGUUACUGGAAGGAGCAGUUCCAUUUCUACCAUAACUGGAAAUUAUUGGUCAACCAGGCGAUCAAUACAAGAGUCGGAAAUGUAUUCGCAAAGCAACUUCCAACAGGACCAGAUAUCAAGCAGAGCCGGAGUGGUGAUAACCAGCUCCAGGCAGAGUCAACGAAGCAUUGGACCUGUACCGAUAUGGAGUAGCACGGCCACGGCUGCUACUGCGUUCGCGAUCGCAACGUCCGCGUCCAGUAAUCCACCGGACAUAGACAGGGGCAGUGAUCGGGAAAAGAAUAGACGGAAGGAGUCGGUCAUUUCAACGGCGGCCACGAUGCGAGUGCUCAACGUUCUUAGGCACUGGAUCUCUAAACACGGUCAAGACUUCGAGUCUAAUCCGAAAUUGAAAAAACUGACGAAAGAGUUCCUGGAGGACAUCACCUACUGCCCCAAUCUCCUACCGGCUGAACACAAAGCCGCGAAUCAACUCCUCAGAUUGAUCACUAAACCCGAGAGUAACAAAGUCGACUUGAGGAAAUUGCUAAGUCCCCCUUCCGUGCCGACCAAAGAGAAUAUCGAGACUUUAUCCGCGCUUGAGAUUGCAGAGCAGAUGACGUAUUUGGACCAUAAGAUUUUUAUUUCUAUCUCCAGCGAAGAAUUCCUUGGACAAGCAUGGAUGAAGGCUGACAAAGCUACGCGCGCCCCGCACUUACUCUUGAUGACGAAGAGAUUCAACGAAGUCUCGCAAUUGGUCGUGUCGGAAAUCAUUCGCCGCUCGAACCUCUCGGCAAGGGUUGCGGCGAUCGAGAAAUGGGCCGCAGUCGCGGAUAUCAACAGAGUUUUGCAUAAUUACAACGGCGUGUUGCAGAUCUGCGCCGCAUUCACGAACAGCAGCGUGUUCCGAUUAAAGAAGACAUGGGAGAAAGUGUCGAAAACGACGAAGCAGACAAUUGAGAAGCUGCAAAACAUAGUGUCCUCAGAUAGUCGGUUUCGAAACUUGAGAGAAGUGUUGCACCAUUGCGAUCCACCUUGCAUCCCUUAUUUAGGAUUGUAUUUGACCGAUCUGUCGUUCAUAGAAGAGGGUACGCCAGCCAUGACCGACGAUGGCCUUCUAAACUUCUCAAAAAUGCGAAUGGUUGCUCAUGUGAUCCGUGAAAUACGUCACUUCCAACAGACGCCGUACAAGAUUGAACUGAUGACGAAGGUCACCAACUACCUGUUGGACCCGUCAUUAUUGUUGAGCGAGAAAGAUCUCUAUCGCAUGUCUCUAGAGAUCGAGCCAAGAGCAUCUAGGCUAAGUAGUUCAACUUUGAUUAAUCUGCCGUAAACGACACACCCACUAAAUGAAUUUAUCACCUACUUAUCAAUAGUAAAACACGUAAUUAUCCCCGUCUUCAAGUUACUUUUCUAGAUGAUAAGAGACGUAAUUAAAACGAGACUACUGAAUAUUUUAACCGCGAUCAAAAAAAAAAAAGGAAAUGAGCAGAUAUAUAGAUGAUUCCUGAACAAAAUUUAAUCUCUCCUUGGAUUCAAUUCCAGAGAAACAGGUUUACGCGGUAUUUCGAGAUUGAAAAAUAUAGCAACAAGGAAUGUCGAAACUCUUAACGUGAACGUUGAUUAUUUAAUAAUAAGAAUUUCAUCUCGUUCGUCGUGUUGAAUUCGAGAUGCUACCUUACUUGCAUAAAUGUUGAACUUUCCAGUUAUCGUUAAUUUUAUGUAAAGUAUACUAUAUAGAGACGAACAUCUCUUUUGCUAGAGUGGAUAAAUUAUGACCUCUGUCCGAAGCAUUUGUGACAGUAAGGCAGAAAUCUCGUGAUUACGAUAAUGAUUCCAUCGAAAUUUGAAUUCAGAAUUUAUAAUUAGAUCCCCUGACGUUAGUCGAAGGUAGAGAUACCCGAUACCCGGACGCAAACACGGCGAGUCCUUUCGCGCUGGACACGAGCCAACGUGUUUCCAACCCCGUCCAUUUCUGUCCAUGAACCCUCGUUCGUCCGUUUUCUCUGUGUUUCGACCCGCGUGCGUUUACGUCGAAUUUACCAAGAAAAUUCGAUCACGGAAAGAGGAGAGAGAAAGAGAGAGAGAGAGAGAGAGA
Ceratina calcarata is the source of this 5962-nucleotide messenger RNA. Its product is annotated as ras-specific guanine nucleotide-releasing factor 2. The record is from RefSeq and is a predicted model, not a curated record. Gene Ontology annotation, molecular function: guanyl-nucleotide exchange factor activity. Gene Ontology annotation, biological process: Ras protein signal transduction. The transcript is spliced from 27 exons. Gene Ontology annotation, cellular component: plasma membrane. Lineage: Eukaryota; Metazoa; Arthropoda; Insecta; Hymenoptera; Apidae. Bases 596 to 5197 code for a protein of 1533 amino acids.